CGUCACAGACAUUAUGGCGGAGACUGGUUGAGAAGGAGAAUUACUCCGUGAAGCGGCACUGAAAACCAACUUCAUCUCUUGCGUUACGAGGUGAUCGCUGGUCUUAAAAAAAUGGCCUGCAAUAUCGGCCAGGAAAGAAAAAGCGACAAGGAGAGCACCAAUACCGGCGGCCUAACCGUGGAGGAUUGUGAGAGCAAGAAACAAUUGUUGUCAGCCUCUAGCACGGCCACAUCGAAGCAAAAUGGCGAUCAAGCUGGAUGUGAAGACGAGCAAAUGUCUGAACAAGAUGCUUCUGAGCGGCAGAGGCCUGGGCUGUCGGACCAGAAAAACUGUAGAGGUUCGCCCUCGACACUGCCGAGGUCGGCAGAGGAGCUGCCAAGGAGGAAUUUUCAGAUUCCGCGGAAGAUCAAGGAGCGGAAAGGUCUCCUUCAGCACUUGUCUCCAGAUUCCAGAGAGUUUGAAGAAGUUGUGAAGCUCCUCUCCACGUUCUAUCUGGAUGCUGGCUCACGUGGGACUUUUACUUACACCAAAGCUUGUCUCAUUCACAAUGAGCUCCUGGAGAAAGAGUUCAUCGAAAAGAAAAGGGAACUGAAGCAGAAUGGUAGGGCAGAUGCAGAGCUCACCGAAUUCUAUGCUUUUCUACUGCCAGAGAGAAAUAAGGUUCAAUUGAUCUGCGAAAAGGGUCUUUCUGUGGGACAUUCGCGGGUCACCAAUCUAGGAAGUCCUCUUAAAGGGGUUUACCUCUCAAAAUACUCAGACUUGUUACAAAUGAAUACAUUUGAAGUUGGUGCUGCUGGAGAGAUAAUAAUAUUUAAAGUCAUGAAGGGUAAAGUGAAAACAAUAUUUGAGAAUGUGCCCAAGGGUAAUCUUGAACCUGCCCCUAAAUAUGACUGCCAUCUGUACAAGAAUGCCAGCAAAGUGACCUCACUAUUGUCCUAUAGGGCCUUUGAACACACUCAGCAAUACUUUUAUGAAUUUGCGUUUGAUGAACUAAGGUCAAGGCCCAGGCAUGUGUUACCAUACGCAGUUGUGUCUUUUCAGUACAAAGGCAAAGAGUCUGCUACGGCUGCACACAGAUUAAACAGCACUGUGCAUGAAGGGCAGAGGGUUCGACGGAGAUAUACAGUUUGGAGUGGCUCACUGGUGAAUAAGGGAGAGGAGGUCUAUCAAGUUUGCAUUCGGUCUACAAGUCUCCCACUCAUUCCACUUAAACUCCCAGAAAAGCUUGACAUCAAUAUGGCAAUGCAUCUCGAUCAAGUAAAGAGAAAGAUACCAUCUUCUCUGUUAUCCUGGGACACGUACAGUGGAUCACGUGAGGCAUUGAAGUGUGGCAUGUACUGCAGCCUGUAUGAGGUCAAUGGGAAGAGUAAACAGGAAGACAGUCUCUCGGGACUGCUGCAGCGUCUUGAGAGAGAAAGAAUGGUUCUGGUGAAGCCAUUGGUAGACAAAGGAUUUCUCUUCCUCCUUUCGUCCUCUCAGUUGCACGCUACCAACGAGAGGCGAGGCAGAUAUGACAGGGGUUUACAGGCACUUUUUGUCUUUCAAGAGCAAAGAAUCGUCUCGAGGUUGGUUGCUAAGAGCUUUGGAGUAGAUGAAGACCCACUGGUUCCACUAGAGCCUAAAGACCCAAUUAGCCACCAACUAGAUAAUUUUGUACCUGCCCUGCACCAUAGCCUCUUCAAGCUGCGUUCCAAUCCACCAAAAGAGCUUGCUGCUGGGCUGAAACGUCAGGCACUGGACUAUCUAAGUCAGCAAGAACAAGGUGCUAUACAGCCCUUUCAGGUGGGGGAGUAUCGGCACAGUUUAGAUGACCGGACCAACCUACACCCUGCACCUCGUCCCAAGAAUAUAGACUUGGCCCUCAACUCUUACAUAUAUGGGCCGGGACAGUUUCAGCUGCCUGUGGAGGCACUGCAGCAGGACCUAAUGGACAGCAGACAAGGGGCAGUGUCUCCCCCAGCAUGCGUAGAAGAGUAUAGUCCUGUUUCAGACUGGGGAGGGUCAGACAGACAGGCAUCGUGCAGCAGUGGACUUGGGAUUUCUCAGUCUAACGGUGGUGCUCAGAAGCCACGGGAAUAUGAGAAAGAAAAGAUGGAGAAAUUGCUGAAGUUGAUACAGUUACACAAGAGGACUUUAGGGAAGGAUGAUGGGAGCGGGCCAGAGAGAGAUGAGGACUGGGACCCCGCCAGUCUGAAAAGGAGGCUAGAGAGGGAAGGUGCUGGAGGCAUGAGCAAGUACCUGAGGACAGAUCUGCUGAACGGAGAGCCAGGGAGAGUGAUGAUGGACAGCAUGGGGCUGUGUGAUACAGACCUGCGGGAGCGCGUGACUCACAGUGCCACUCUCCGAGAUACGCAUACGUUGCUCAAACUCUUCCUCAGCACACUUAACAGGAUGGCCCAGACCUCUGCAAGUAGCCAGCCUUUGCUCCCAGACAGCUUGGAGAUCAACCAGAGUCAUGACCCCACUGACUCAGUUGCUCACUGUGACCUUGACCUGCGAAGCAGGCGUGCUGAUGCAGAGCAGGUUAACCAGGAUUACUUAGAGGAGCAGAUGGUUUGCAGUAGGAGCAGUAUGGAUGUGUACAGUCCCUCCUCCAUUAUGGAACAGCAGCCCUCUCAUCCAGCAGAAACCUCACAUCAGAGCCACCAUCUCUGGAGAACAUCCACCACAGAGGGUGUUGGUGAGGCAUGUAUGAGUGGAGAGGAGAAGCAGGCAAAGACCACAGGGAGAGCAGUAGAGGCCAUCCUUGACAGUGAGUUCCAGAACCUCUGCUCAGGGAUCCAUGAACUGAUGGAGGCCCAACAUAUAAUGUAUAUCUCCCAGCCUCCUUUGCUUCGACGUGAGGAGCAGGCCAAUCGAACUUGCCCGGCCUUCUCUCCUUUUGUCUCAAAAUAUGUUUCCUCGCCACCAGUGCAGGGGUACAUCAACACACUCUCUGAAAAGAUGAACCGAUUGAUUCGUGCUCCCAGUGUGUCUUUGGAAGCGGCGACCAUCACGUCAUCAGCUGCUGUUGCCCCACUGCUCGCUGCCCACUUGCCUUCUGUCCUGCCCUCUUCUGCCAAGCCGGCUCCUGCCCAAACUACCCUGCCCUCUGCACCUGCUCCUUGUCACACUAAAACAUCAUCUCCAGUGCCUAAGUCUCAAGCUUCAAUUAGCAAGCCACAAGCCCAUGUACCUACCCCUAAACAUCCCUCUUCAGGCAAGCCUCAUGGCGCUGUCAAAGGGGUCCACCUAUUUUCAGGAGGAAAGUCAAAUGGCCCCAAGUGUACAAAUGUUGUUGAAAGUCCCAUGUGCUCUCCAUCAACCAUAAGUGGCAGUCAUCCUCCAAUCCCUUCAGUAUUGGAGAUGCCCUCAGAUCCUACCCUUGCAGGAACCUCAAGCACUGUGGGUGGCAACAUUAUUGGCCAGAUCAAGCCGGAUGUGUUGUGCACACUGGUGGAGAUCAUGCAGAAGAAUGCGGUAAAGUUCUACAUUCAGAGAGGAGAUGAGGAGAGUGAACUCUGCACUGAGAUCAAGGAGUAUUUAAGAAGUCUUGGCAACAUUGAUUGCAACCCACAGACCUACCUGGUGAAUAAAAGCCAGCAAAAGUUCAUGAUCAUCAUUCAGAAUGAGGAUAUUGCUGCUCAUGUACAUAAGAUCCCAGCACUAGUGUCUCUAAAGAAGUUGUCCACUGUUUACUUUGCUGGAGUGGACAGUCUGGAUGAUGUGAAAAAUCGCACUUACAAUGAGCUUUUUGUGUCAGGAGGUCUCAUUGUGUCAGAUGAGCUCAUUCUCAACCCUAUUAAUAUAACACUAGAAAAGCUACAGGCAUUUCUUCAGUUUCUGGAGGAACAGGGCUCACCCUGGAAGUGGAAGGUGCACUGUAAAACUCAAAAGAAGCUUAAAGAGCUCAGCAGGUUAAACACAGAGGCCUUGGAUCUGUUAAACCUGCUGACAGCCUAUCAGAAGAAACACUUGGUGGAGUUUCUACCUUACCACGAGUGUGACACUCCAUCCAAGCAGGCUCCUGAUUUGGACUGUCUGGUGAAGCUACAAGCUCAACACACACCGCUCCGACACAUCAUAUUCCUUACAGAAAGGCAUGAUGAGACAUUCUCACAGUUCUCUGGUAGCGGCGUCAUCGUGGCAUGUAUGAAUGAAAUCAUGAACAACUUCCAGAGUUUGAUCACCAUUCCGGAAGAAGUAGUGGAUGUCCUACCUGCUCCAGCAGAGCCUGAUGCAGUGGUAGAUGAGGAGGACAUGUCCAUAGACUCUGAAGAUGACAUACUGGUUAUCGAAGAGCCUUCCAUUCAAACCGAAAAUAAUCAGGAAGAACAGCAGACCCCUCUGCCCCCUCUGCCUCAUACAGAUGUGUUUCGUCCUCCUCUCCCUGACCAGCCCACUUUGGACCCCAUUAUGGAUCCCCCACUAAACCCUUCCAGCUACCCUACCCAGGGCUCUUAUGUGUCCAAUUACGCAGCUCUCAAAUCUGCCAUCGCUCAAUAUAAAGCUGCCACUCAGGAGGGUACAACUAAGCCUGAAGUGGAAGACACCCUGGCCAGUUUUGGGGUGAACCCCCACCAGAGCUAUCUGUGUCCCGGCUCAGCACAUUGGAGCCCUUACUCUGGAUCACCUGCAUACCACAUGUCCUCUGCUUAUUCGUCACCAGUCCGGGUGCCCUCCAAAGGUUCAGAGUACAUUCAAACUGCAACCCAACCCACCACAAACACCUCUACUUUGCCCAUCGCCCAGCCAACCUCCCUGCCCCUACCUCAGCCACCUGUAAGCUUAGUGGAGAUGACUCUGACUACAGAAUCAGCCUCCUCUCUUCAGCCCCCUGACAGUGUGGGACUGGCUGGUGCAGCAACAACAAGCAUUGCAAAUAAGCUGGGAAAUGCUGGCUCUCUGGAUGCUCAGAAAUAUUUAGAGACUGCUUCCUCCUCUUCCUCUCUUCACACCACUUUUCCUUCCUUCCCAGAUGCUACUCUCUUUCCAGCCCUCACUCCUAUUCCUCCCGUUCCACCUCUCUAUAAUUGGGGGCCGACACCGGGAGCCCAGCACAGUUACACUGCUGGACAGAGUGGGGGAGGAUUCAGUGCUUUCCCUAUCACCCAAACUGAGGUUGCAGGUGUGCUGGGGGCCAGUGAGAACAGAACCUAUAAAGGUCAAGAGGAAGAAGGCACCCCUGCUCCAGUCACUUCUACAGUUGUACCUGUACUGCAGGAGGGUGGUUAUGAUGAAGGAGGUGCACUGGGUAGUUUGACCUCAUGCAACCAAGGCAGCAUAACUUCAGUGAACUCUUCCUCAGAGAAUCAGGGAGGGAGUCAGAUCCCACCCACCAGGGGCGGCACCAUUAGUAGAGGACUCCUACCCGUCCCUGGAGCUGCAAGGGGGACCAUGUGCAGAGGUGGGUCACACAGCAACAAAAGAACAUACCAUCCCAGAGGGGGCAUGUCAGGACCUUCUGAUAUGAUGCGUGGUGGUUUCAGGGGCAGAGGUGUACCACCAGGUCCCAUGAGAUCUAGACCAGGUUGGGGUCAAAUCAGAGGAGGCCCGUCCUGUAAUUGGGGCUAUCCCCCUGGGAGGGGAGGGGGUGGACGCCCAGACUGCUAUUCAGACUACAGCUACAACUGAAUGCCAUUAGGAUGCCAUGGCCUCCCUUAUAGACUACUGGCAUUAGGAAUGUACAUAUUUAACUGUAAGAGCACAUCAAAUCAAUGUCAUGAAGUGUAAGAAAAAAAAAAGAAAAGAGGAAAAAAAAAUGAAAUCUGGUUUUGUAUGAAUGAGAUUUGAGACUCCAGUGGCCAGAGUUUCACUGUUUUCAAUAAUGCUCUUCCUAAAAUGUUUAAAAAAAACCUUGUUCAUACCACUAUAUUUAUAUUGCCAAGAAAUGUAAUUGCCUUUUCAAUGUUUCAUUUUUGUCAAUACUUUUUGUUUGGAUUUUCAAAACGGUUUGUGAACAAGGAGCAAAAUGCAGACAAUAUUUUUUUAAAGAAAAGUGUCAUUCUUCAUUUUAGCUUUUUUUUUUUUUUUUUUUUUUUUACAUUCUUGGUUGUACAAAUG
Molecule: messenger RNA, 6042 nt
Organism: Xyrauchen texanus (razorback sucker)
Lineage: Eukaryota; Metazoa; Chordata; Actinopteri; Cypriniformes; Catostomidae
Gene: tasorb
Product: transcription activation suppressor b
Biological process (GO): protein localization to heterochromatin; negative regulation of gene expression, epigenetic
Cellular component (GO): nucleoplasm; heterochromatin
Molecular function (GO): chromatin binding
Source: RefSeq, a predicted model, not a curated record